CCUUCUACACCAAAAACAAACCCUAAUAGCUACUAUAGCAAAAGUUUCCAAACUAAUCAGCUUUUCUUCAUGAGGAGAAGUCUCCACCGUCACUGAUUUCAGAUCCAACUUAGUGUGGUUAGGUUACUUUUCAAAGUAUGGGAUCUCAUGGUAAGAGUAGGAGAGAUAGACAUAAGAAGAAGAAGAAGCGGAGAGAUGAAUCCGAGUCUUACUCUUGUGACUUUGACGGUUCAGAUGGUUUGUCUCCUCGCAGCAGCAGUCGUAGACGCCCUCGUCCGAGUGAUGAUUCAUCUGAUAGCGAUGGUGGAGGGAAGAGAAGUUCCUGUAAGAAGCCCUCUGAGGAAGAAAUAAAGGAGUAUAUGGCUAAAAAGGCUCAGAAGAAGGCAUUACGUGCAGCAAAGAAGCUCAAGACUCAGUCUGUCUCUGGCUACUCCAACGACUCAAAUCCAUUUGGAGAUUCCAAUCUUACUGAGACAUUCGUGUGGGGGAAGAAAAUCGAAAAAGACGUUCACCAUGGAGUACCCUUCGACGAAUUUUCCGUUAAAGCUGAGAAGAGAAGACGCGGGGAGAGGAUGGCAGAGGUUGAAAAGGUUAAGAAGAGGAGAGAAGAGAGAGCAGUGGAGAAAGCUCGACACCAGGAAGAAAUGGCAUUGUUGGCUAGAGCACGUGCUCGAGCUGAGUUUCAAGAUGAGGAAGAGUUCCAUUUCGAUCAAGCUAGAGUUAGAGGGGAGGAGGAGCCUCCUCUAGCUCAAGAAAGGGGACUACACGCUGGUGUUGAAGCUGACGUGAGAAAACUUCUUGAUGGGAAGACUCACUCGGAGCUUCUAGAACUGCAGUUGGACAUUGAGUCCCAGCUGCGUUCUGGGUCAGCCAAAGUAGUAGAGUUUUGGGAAGCGGUUCUAAAACGCCUCCAUAUAUACAAGGCAAAGGCUUGCGCCGAGAUGCUGAGGAGACAUCUCGAGCAACUUUCAGAUGCUGAAGAAGCAUUCUCUCCGGAGCCUCCUAUUAUGGAAGAGGAGGAAGCAGAAGCGGCUGGUUCGUUUUCGCCAGAGCUCAUGCACGGUGAUGAUGAUCUUGAAGAAGCAAUCGACCCCGAGGAAGACAAGAAGCUACUGGAAAUGAAGCGGAUGGCUGUGGAAGAUAACUUUAAGGUUAAAGCAAUGAAAGCAAUGGGAGCAAUGGAGGAAGGUGAUGCUGUGUUUGGCUCUAAUGCUGAACUGAACCUUGAUUAUUCUGAUGAGGUAUACCGGUGGCAUUAUUACAAGUACCGGCCAAGAAAACCAAAGUAUUUCAACAGAGUGCACACGGGUUACGAGUGGAACAAGUAUAACCAAACGCACUACGAUCACGACAACCCGCCUCCAAAGUUUGUUCAAGGGUACAAGUUUAACAUCUUCUACCCGGAUUUGGUGGAUGAUGAUGAUAAGAUCAAGCCUCCCAUUUACACUAUAGAAAAAGAUGGGACAAGCGGUGAGACUUGUAUGAUCCGGUUCCAUGCUGGUCCACCUUAUCAAGACAUUGCAUUCCGGAUUGUGAAUAAAGAGUGGGAGCUUUCUCGCAAGAAGGGGUUCAAAUGCACGUUUGAGCGUGGGAUUCUGCACUUGUACAUCAACUUUAGACGACAUCGUUACAGGCGAUAAAACUGAUUUGAGCCGUUCCCUUAUUCCACGAAUGAUCAGUAACGACGUUAUAUAAAUAAACUUGUUUCAGAUUUUAUAAAUUUAAAAUAGUACAAAUAAAUAAUUAUAGAUUUUAUGAGGUUUUAUAAAAUUUGAAUACAAAUGAAAUAUAUUGGGUGUCCAUGGGUUUCACCAUUUGAACAUGGUCUUUAUGGUCUUGGGUAUUUUCUUGGACCAUUGUCCAUAUUGGACCACCCAAUAAUGCCCAUAUCACAAAUGGGCUCUGGACAACCCAUUUGA
This is a messenger RNA of Raphanus sativus (radish), 1919 nucleotides long. Its product is annotated as splicing factor Cactin-like. Gene Ontology annotation, biological process: mRNA cis splicing, via spliceosome. The record is from RefSeq and is a predicted model, not a curated record. NCBI's taxonomy places the organism in Eukaryota, Viridiplantae, Streptophyta, Magnoliopsida, Brassicales, Brassicaceae. Gene Ontology annotation, cellular component: cytoplasm; spliceosomal complex. Bases 138 to 1640 code for a protein of 500 amino acids. Gene Ontology annotation, molecular function: protein binding. The transcript has a single exon.